AUGAAGACCGCACCUGUGUUCCUCGUCGUGCUGUUAUCCAUCAUUUGUGUCGUCCAUUGUAAGGACCUGAUUGUGGGCUCCAGUUUCAACAACAGACUCAUACACCAAGAAAAAGCCGAGUACAAUGCUAUCCCACUCAAGAAGCGAGUUAAAGAAGUAUUUUUCUCUGAUCCUGGACAACAAAUUAUCAAGGGUAUAAUCCUACGAGACUUGGACCAUACUGAGGCCAUUCCCAGUGUCACAGCUGGAGGAGUGGGCUUUUCUUACGCUAACAUCAGGCUGAAGAGCGAACGGGGCUCAGGACUCAACUACCAGGUCGAAAUUUACGUAUAA
Spodoptera littoralis (African cotton leafworm) is the source of this 333-nucleotide messenger RNA. Lineage: Eukaryota; Metazoa; Arthropoda; Insecta; Lepidoptera; Noctuidae. The record is from the annotation of a GenBank genome assembly.